This is a messenger RNA of Magnolia sinica, 1152 nucleotides long. RefSeq names its product bifunctional pinoresinol-lariciresinol reductase 2-like. The transcript has 4 exons. NCBI's taxonomy places the organism in Eukaryota, Viridiplantae, Streptophyta, Magnoliopsida, Magnoliales, Magnoliaceae. The record is from RefSeq and is a predicted model, not a curated record. Gene Ontology annotation, molecular function: oxidoreductase activity. The coding region runs from base 26 to 967 and encodes 313 amino acids.
AGAGAGAGAGAGAGAGAGAGAGAUAAUGGGAAAGAAGAGCAAGGUUCUUGUAGUAGGGGGAACGGGGUACAUUGGGAAAAGGAUCGUUAAGGCAAGCUUAGCCGAAGGUCAUGUUACAUACGUCCUCUACCGGCCGGAGAUCGGCACGGACAUAGAGAAACUUCAGAUGCUCCUUUCCUUCAAGGAUCAAGGGGCCCACCUCAUCAAAGGGUCAUUCUCCGAUCACCAAAGCCUCGUUGAUGCCGUCAAACAAGUCGACGUGGUCAUCUGUACCAUCUCGGGCGUCCAUCUCAGGAGCCACCAGAUCCUCCUCCAGCUUAAGCUCGUAGACGCCAUCAGAGAAGCUGGAAAUGUAAAGCGGUUCUUGCCUUCGGAAUUCGGGAUGGACCCGGCACAAAUGGUAGAUGCAAUGGAACCUGGAAGAGUGACAUUCGACGACAAGAUUAUAGUUAGGAAGGCCAUCGAGGACGCCAACAUUCCCUUCACUUACGUCUCCGCCAAUUGCUUCGCUGGCUAUUUCGUUGGCGGUUUAUGCCAACCUGGCCAUAUCACCCCUUCAAUGGAUACCGUCAGCUUCUUAGGCAACGGUAAUCCCAAAGCUAUUUAUGUGGAUGAAGAUAACAUUGCAACGUACACCAUCAAAGCAAUCGACGAUCCACGUACGCUGAAUAAAACGCUAUACCUACGGCCACCAGAAAACAUCUUGUCGCAGAGAGAGGUGGUCGGAAUCUGGGAGAAACUCAUCGGGAAAGAACUCGAAAAGUCUACAAUCUCAGCAGAGGACUUCCUUACAACCGUGAAAGGGAUGGACUACGGACAGCAGGUAGGGUUAACCCACUACUACCAUAUUUUCUACGAGGGCUGCCUCGCGAAUUUCGAGAUCGGGGAAAACGGAGAAGAGGCGUCGGAGCUGUAUCCAGAGGUUAGGUACACUCGAGUGGAGGAAUAUCUCAGGCGCUACCUGUAGAAAUAUUUCUAAGCUUCGGUUUGCGAUUGGACGGUUUGGAUCGUAUGCAUGUUGCUAAGGGUCCAUUUAACUUUGCUAAAAUAAGUGAUUUUAGACAAUUUUAUUUUUCAAAAGCCGUUAAUUAAUUGUUCAAUACGUUUUGAUGGCCCCACAAAAGUUAUGAACAUUUCUCAGUUUCCUUGAGA